Nerophis ophidion (straightnose pipefish) is the source of this 4371-nucleotide messenger RNA. RefSeq names its product frizzled-3-like. The record is from RefSeq and is a predicted model, not a curated record. The coding region runs from base 646 to 2775 and encodes 709 amino acids. NCBI's taxonomy places the organism in Eukaryota, Metazoa, Chordata, Actinopteri, Syngnathiformes, Syngnathidae. Gene Ontology annotation, cellular component: plasma membrane. Gene Ontology annotation, biological process: canonical Wnt signaling pathway; non-canonical Wnt signaling pathway. Gene Ontology annotation, molecular function: Wnt receptor activity; Wnt-protein binding. The transcript has 11 exons.
CUGUGGGUCAACGUGAUCACUGUGCGCGCUCACGCUGAUAGCGCGCCCUCGCUGCACGCACUGCACGCGCUGCAGGGACCCAGCUGUGGACGAGGGCGGAACAAGGACUGUUGUUGCACUGCAGUCCACGGAGCUGCCGGACUCCAGCACCAGGACCACUCUCCCAGCCCCCAGUGACGGGACCUGCCGAAAGAAGCUAAAAUGCGAAAAUUCCCAAAACAAAGCGAUAUCACUUGGAGGACGAGAUGGAUAUUGUGGAUUUGUUAAAGUGUUGCUGGCAGAGAGAGUGAGGAGACAAAAGAGGGACCAACAACAACCCAGAGGAGCCAUUCUCUCAGGCUCCUGCUAUGGAAUUCAUCUCCAACAACGGAAUAAACCAGUAGGUGGAAAAUGCUGGAGGAUGCUUUCCAAGCGACGAACAAUCAGCACUGAAAGAAAAUAGCUGAGAGCAAGUGGCGGGUUCUUUAAUGCUGCUCCAAUCAUUUGGGCCUCCACCUCCUUGCAGCCCAGGAAGCCUAUAUAAUGUGCCUCCUAUUUAUUUUUAAAUCUUCACUGCCGGUUGCCUCCAAUGCAAAGAAGUCUUAGAAGAAUUCUCUUCGACCCUGUGGGCUAUAGUUGCUAGUCUGGCUUUUCUCCGGUAAUAAAAUGCAAGAAUUGUUUGGAAGGGAUCAUAUGGGAGAGUACAAGACAAUCUUCUGCAGACGAACUGCUCGAUUUCCUCGUUUUCCCAUCCCGCUCUUCCUUCUCCUUUUAUUCAUGGCUCCUCCGGCCAGGGCCAUUCACAUGGAGGCCACGGAGAGCCACAGCGAGUUCAGCUGUGAGCCCAUCCGACUGAGAAUGUGCCAGGAUCUGCCUUACAACACCACCUUCAUGCCCAACCUACUGAACCACUACGACCAGCAGACGGCCGCACUCGCCAUGGAGCCGUUCCAUCCCAUAGUGAACCUGGUGUGCAGUCCAGACUUGAGGAUGUUCCUGUGUGCGCUCUAUGCUCCUGUGUGCGUGGUGUACGGCCAGGUUUCCAUGCCGUGUCGUGGCCUCUGCCAGCAAGCCAAGGACGACUGUCAGAAACUGAUGGACAUAUUUGGACUCACCUGGCCAGAAGACAUGGAGUGCAGCAGGUUUCCAGAGUGCGACGAGCCGUAUCCUCGUCGGGAGGACCUGGAGAAGGACUUUGAGGCCACGGAUGAGUCGUCCAUGACUGUCCAGAGAGACUAUGGUUUCUGGUGCCCCAGAGAGCUGAAGAUGGAUCCAGACUUAGGUUACUCUUUUAUGGGCAGGAAACACUGCUCUGCCCCCUGCCCUUCCAUGUACUUCAGCCAACAGGAUGUCACCUUCAUACGAUACUUCAUCGGGGUCAUCUCCAUUGUUUGUCUCUCCGCUACUUUGUUUACCUUCUUGACCUUCCUCAUUGAUGUCACCAGGUUUAGAUACCCUGAGCGCCCAAUCAUCUUCUAUGCUGUGUGUUACGUCAUGGUGUCACUGGUGUUCUUCAUGGGCUUCCUGCUGGAUGACAGUGUGGCGUGUAACUCUGUCAACCACGCACAGUUCAAAGCUUCAACCGUAACACAGGGCUCACACAAUAAGGCAUGCACCUUGUUUUUCAUGAUCCUCUACUUCUUCACCAUGGCGGGCAGCAUAUGGUGGGUCAUCCUAACCAUCACUUGGUUCCUGGCAGCUGUGCCUAAAUGGGGCAGCGAGGCCAUCGAGAAGAAAGCCCUCCUCUUCCACGCUGUGGCCUGGGGGCUUCCAGGCGGCCUGACGGUCACCCUUUUGGCCCUCAACAAAAUCGAAGGCGACGGGAUCAGUGGAGUGUGUUUUAUAGGACUGUACGACAUUGACGCUCUACGGUGGUUUGUCCUGACCCCGCUAUGCCUCAAUGUGGUGGUGGGUAUCUCUCUUCUCUUGGUGGGCAUUGUGGCUCUGAACCGCGUGCGCAUGGAGAUCCCGCUGGAAAAAGAGAACCAGACCAAACUAGUCAAGUUCAUGAUCAGAAUGGGGGUUUUCUCCGUGCUUUACCUCGUCCCCUUGCUGACCGUGAUUGGCUGCUACGUGUACGAGCACACCUACCGUGCCGUGUGGGAGACCACCUGGAUGGAGGAGAACUGUCGCCGCUAUCACAUCCCCUGUCCUUACAAGGUGGAGCAGAGCAGCCGACCAGCCACGGCCUUGUUCCUGGUGAAAUACCUGAUGAUGCUGGUGGUGGGGAUCCCUUCUGCUUUCUGGGUGGCCAGCAAGAAGACCUGCUUUGAGUGGGCCAGCUUCCUGCAUGGACGCAGACGCAAAAACAGUGGAGUGAACGAGUCCCGCCAGGUGCUGCAGGAGCAGCCAGACUUGGCACAGUCUCUGCUGCGUGAACCUAACACCCCCAUCAUCAGGAAGUCCAGAGGCACGUCCACUCAGGGUACCUCCACUCACGCCUCCUCCACUCACCUUGCUGUCCUUGACGACCUCGACGAGCCCCUCAGAGGUCUCCACUGCCAGCCCACCUCUACCAGGAGCAAAGCAAGCAGCAGCCACAGCAAAGCCAGCUACCAUGGCAGCCUGCGCCGCCCUCGCGAUGACAGGAGCGACAAUGUGGUCUACAGAGGCGUCGAGGAGCGCAGUUUCCACGGCAGCAUGUCGCAUCUUAACCAUCAGCCCUCUAUUCACGGCAGCCUCAAGCACCUUAACGGCAGCCAGAGGAACGUUAGCGAGGCCUCGCCUACGCUCAUCACGCAUGGAUCCACGGCGAGUGACUGCCGGGUUGUGGAGAAUGAAGGCACAAGCGCCUGAGAACUGCAAGUUGUUGUCUAGGAGAUGUUUGGUGGACAUUGGACUCCAGAAGCAGUCACACCAUUAACAUUCCUGCUGUUAACAAUCUAAAUGGCUUUCACUCAUGUGUUAACUUCAUUCAUUUGACUGGAGGCUGAUUGUAACCUCGGAUUUCCACUGGAUGUGUAACACCUGUGGUGUGGAUACUUUUCCAUUCCCGUCAAUGUGUCAGUUUCCACCACCUGUGGAUGUGCGGUGUCUUGCAUCUGGCAGUCCGCAGCCGUAUAAACAAAUAUGCAAAGUUUGUAUUUUGCCAAGCGCCGGACAUAAGCUCCACAAUUUGGCGACAGGAAAACAAAAUAAAGACGGUUGAAUUUCAUAAUAAUAAUGGAUUAGGUUUAUAUAGCACUUUUCUAGACACUCAGUGUUUCACAGAGAAGUGAGAAGCCAUCAUUCAUUUACACCUGGUGGUGGGAAGCUACUUUCAUAGUCACACCUGCCCUGGGGUAGACUGACAGAAGCGUGGCUGCCAGUUUGCGCCUACGGUCCCUCCAAACACCACCUAUCAUUCAUUCACCAGUGUGAGCGGCACUGGGGGCAAGGGUGAAGUGUCCUGCCCAAGGACACAACGGCAGCGAUUUGGAUGUCAAGAGGCGGGGAGCGAACAUGCAAGCCUCAGGUUUCUGUCGCGGCUGCUGUACCCACUACAACAUGCCCCAAUAAAAAGCUCUGUUUCAUAAUUGAAGCACAAAAAACAUGACAAAAGGAUACAUCCAGGCAAGUUCACCCUCUUCUCCAGUUAGACCAUUUGCCUGUUUGUUGGUGAGUUUAUCCCACAUACACAGUUUUUCGCGUCAUUUCACUGACAGAACUUGUCAGUGAAUUCACUCCACCUGUCCGAUGGAGCCGCACAGUCGCAGCGUUACACAUCAAGUGGAAAUCCUGUGUUAUUUGUACAUGGACCUAAUGUGAAACAAUGGACCUCUUUGUCUUUUAGUGGAAAUAUUUUUAUACUGUGAGCUGUUUGUGUUUGUAUGGCUGAGAGGAUUUAAACACCUGUAAAUAACUAAACAAUGAUGGCCCAACACUAUUUAGCACUGAUUGUUUUUGCACUGAUAAGUCCUAUUCAUUCCACAGUAUUAUGUUAUAGUUUUGUCAUCUCCCUACUGUGUGUAUAAUUAAAAAAGGGCAUACUAGUUAAUUACCUUUAACUUUUACAGGUAUACUUAUGUACUUAAUCCUGUGGUUUAAAUGUUACAUUUUCUCUUGUAAAUAUGACAAGUUUUAUGUGAACCUACCUCGCCUGUAAGAUCAGCCGCCUCUGCUCCUAUCAAGCCUCUUUCUUUUCGUAACUGCUUUCAAUUGUUUAUCCUCUCUAAGAGCUAAUCUUGCUUUCUGCCUCUCCUGCCUUUUGUGUUGAACGCUGCAAGAAGUUUGUAAGCACAACAUGGACAGUCAACAUUAAUUUAUUUCACAUCACAUUUACAGUAUGUGAGGUAAUGGGCCAUCAUAAUUGUAAAAAAAAAAACAGAAGUUUUUGUGUUUUAAUUUAUUUGCAGUUGGAAAUUGCAUUAACUUUUACAUACAUUCUAAUAAAUUUUGUAUGGACUUUAAUAA